This is a messenger RNA of Aspergillus saccharolyticus JOP 1030-1, 7605 nucleotides long. Its product is annotated as HbrB-domain-containing protein. NCBI's taxonomy places the organism in Eukaryota, Fungi, Ascomycota, Eurotiomycetes, Eurotiales, Aspergillaceae. The record is from RefSeq and is a predicted model, not a curated record. Gene Ontology annotation, cellular component: cytoplasm; fungal-type vacuole membrane. Gene Ontology annotation, molecular function: 6-phosphofructo-2-kinase activity; ATP binding. Gene Ontology annotation, biological process: endosomal vesicle fusion; intracellular protein transport; vesicle-mediated transport. The transcript is spliced from 13 exons. Bases 1 to 7605 code for a protein of 2534 amino acids.
AUGGUUGGCCUCCCAGCCAGGGGCAAAAGUCUUAUAGCUGGCAAAGCUAUGAGAUAUCUCGCCUGGGUCGGUAUUCCUGCUCGUGUGUUCAAUGUCGGCACCUAUCGCCGACAGGGCACGCCGCAACCCAACGCCACGUUCUUCGACCCCCACAACGAGGAAGGGGAGAAGAUGCGCCGUGCCGCAGCGGAUGCUGCGAUUACAGAUAUGAUUCAGUGGUUUGAUGCUGGCAAGGGUCUCGUCGCGAUCUUGGAUGCGACGAACUCGACGAAAGAGCGCCGCCGCUGGAUCAAUGAGCGCUGCCGAGAAGCUAACAUCGAGACGUUAUACGUCGAGUCGAUAUGUGACGAGGAGGAUUUGAUUAUGAACAAUAUCCUCGAGGUCAAGACGACAUCGCCAGACUACAAGGGGCAGGACCCGGAAGUUGCUGCUCGGGAUUUCCGCGAGCGAAUCCGCAACUAUGAGAAAGUUUAUGAGACCAUCGACGAUGGCGAGAAAAAUUAUACCUACGUAAAACUCAUCAACGUUGGUUCUACUGUCAUCAUUAACCAGAUCAAGGACUACCUGUCCAGUCGGCUAGUCUAUUACAUCCAGAACCUCCAUAUCAAGCCUCGCUCGAUCUGGUUGUCUCGCCAUGGAGAGUCGGAAUAUAACCUAACAGGGAAAAUCGGAGGUGACUCCAACAUCUCUGAACGCGGUGAGGCUUAUGCCAAAGCCUUACCUGGUCUACUGAAGAAGUCUGGUGUUCCUCCCAACACGAAGAUUGUGAUCUGGACCUCCACGCUCAAACGAACAAUUCAAACGGCUCGGCACCUAGCCGCGGAGACUGGUUUUGAGAAACUGGAGUGGAAGGCUUUAGAUGAGCUCGACUCCGGAGUUUGUGACGGAUUGACCUACGAGGAAAUUGCUGAGAAAUACCCGGAGGACUUCGCGGCCCGUGAUGAGGACAAAUACAACUACCGCUAUCGGGGUGGAGAGUCGUAUCGCGACGUGGUUAUUCGUUUGGAACCCAUUAUCAUGGAGUUGGAGCGCAGCGAGAAUGUGAUUAUCGUGACCCACCAGGCUGUAUUGCGCUGCAUAUACGCCUACUUCCUCAACACACCACAAGAGCAGAGCCCUUGGAUGGAGGUCCCCCUCCACACGCUCAUCAAACUUACCCCGCGUGCAUAUGGCACAGAAGAACAACGGUUCAAGGCCGAUAUUCCUGCAGUGUCGACCUGGCGCGCUAAGGGCACCUCAGCAAAACACCAGGAAUACCGCACGGAAACCAAGGCUAAGAGGUGCACCAUGUUAUCCGCCUUCACCGCUCGACCGCUCGUCGAGUUCAAGCCGCGCGACCGAUCGCGCAUCGAAUCCGUUCUCGCAUACGGGGACCGCGUUCUGGUGGGGCUGAAUAAUGGCAGUUUACGGAUCUAUCGGGUGAAUGAGGUGGAGAAGGAGUCUGGUGAUGACGACGGAGGGUUGCGAGAUGGCCCUCAUGGUACGAAGGGGGAUGGUGGUGGCGGUGAUGAUGGUGCGCUGGGGAAUAAUGUUAAUGGGGCUGCUGGUGCUUCUCAGGGUCCGACGAUAACGACGAGCAAUAGUAUGAAGCAAACGGAUCUUCUGCGUGAGGUGGAGAAGUUCUCGCGGUACAAGGUCGAGCAGUUGGCCUUGAUCAAGGAGGCGAAGUUGUUGGUCUCGCUGUCGGGUGGAUAUGUGUCGAUUCAUGAUCUGCAGACGUAUGCGCUGCAGGAGCAAAUGACGCGCACGAAGGGGGCGUCGACGUUUGCGGUGACGUCGAAUAUCGUGAAUGAUCCCGAGACCGGGGUGCCGUCCAUUGUGUCGCGGCUGGCGGUGGCGGUGAAGCGCAAGAUCUUGCUGUGGGUGUGGAGGGAUAUGGAGGUGGAAGCCGAGGUCAUGGAGAUGACUCUCGUCAGUGGGAUCAAAACGCUCACCUGGGUCUCGGGGACGAGAUUGGUGGCUGGGCUGGCGUCGAGCUUUGUGAUGAUCGAUAUCGAGAAAGCCAGCGUGACGGAUCUGGUGGGCCCUGGGAGUAUCGGCGGGCUCGGGGGCCAGGAAACUGGCCGCUUGACUGGCGUUGGGGUCGCCAGUAUGAGUUAUAUUGGUAUCGGAGGGUCGGCUCCGAAGCCCCUGGCGACGAGAUUGUCGGAGGGUCAGGUUUUGUUGGCCAAGGACAUCAAUACGCAAUUUAUUGAUAUCGAUGGUGCCUCGCUAGGGAGGCGUCAGAUCCCUUGGAGUCAUGCCCCAGCCGAUAUCGGGUAUUCGUAUCCAUUCCUCCUGGCGCUGCAUGAUGCGUCCAAGGGUGUGCUGGAGGUGCGUAACCCGGAGACGCUGUCGUUGCUCCAGUCGAUUCCGCUGCCGUCUGCCAAUAUCUUGCACAUUCCCCAGCCUACGAUCAGCUUAUUCCAUGCAGGCAAAGGUUUCUUGGUGGCGAGCGAACGUACAAUCUGGCGCAUGGAGGCGCUGAGCUAUGAUACCCAGAUUGACUCGCUGGUGGAGAAGGGCUAUCUGGACGAGGCGAUUAGUCUGGCGAGUAUGCUCGAGGAUGCUCUUCUGAGGGACAAGCAAGGCCGACUACGUGAGAUCAAGCUCGAAAAAGCCGAGGGGCUGUUUCGACUGCGGAAAUAUGCAGAUUCGAUGGACAUCUUCACGGAAAUAUCCGCGCCGCCGGAGACGGUGAUAAGACUCUAUCCCAAGAUCGUGGCAGGGGAACUAUCAUCGGUCCUUGAGGAUUCGGAAGAAUCCGAAGACAGCUCCACCGAAAGCCCGUCUAAAACGCCCGAUAACCAAAAGCAGGUCGACGGCAAUCACACUGCGAAUGCUGCUGUUGCAGCCACAGCCAAGACGCUCUCGCAUGCUCCCUCGGUCAUGUCGCUACUGCGGUCCAAGACGGAGGAUUUUAACGAUGCGGCCAGUAUCCGGACAAGAAUGACGGAGGAGGCCAAGACCGACAAGGCUCUUCAAGGCAACGACCUCAAACUGGCUGUUCGUGAGCUGCAGAGGUACCUGGCAGAUGUGCGUCGGCGGUUCCAGCGCUUCCUCAGCCCUGACGGCUCUCUGAAGGUAUUUGAUAUGCCAGCCGACGGGGCAACAGAUGAAUUGACCGACUCCGUGAUGAAAUUACUCGAGGUCAGAACCAAGAAUGCACAGGACCCCGAAUUUGGUGAGAAGAUCCGAGAGAAAGCCAAACUUGUUGAUACUACCCUCUUUCGCGCGUACAUGUAUGCUAUCCCCGCGCUGGCGGGAUCGCUUUUCCGGAUCGCGAACUUCUGCGAUCCAGACGUGGUCAUGGAGCGACUCGAGGAGACCGGUCGACACAACGAUCUGAUCGACUUUCUGUACGGCAAGAAGCUGCAUCGACAGGCGCUGGAGCUGCUGCAACGGUUCGGUCAGGCCGAGCAAGAGGAGGAGACGGCUCCGCAGCUGCACGGGCCCAAGCGGACCGUCGUCUACCUGCAGAACAUGCCCGCAGACAAAAUCGACCUCAUCCUCGAGUUCGCGGAAUGGCCGCUGCGCGAGGAUCCUGACCUGGGCAUGGAGAUCUUCCUGGCCGACACGGAGAAUGCGGAGACCCUGCCCCGGCAUCGCGUGUUGGACUUUCUCCGGCGGAUCGAUGUUAACCUGGCCGUGCGAUACCUGGAACAUGUCAUCGGCGAGCUGAACGACAUGUCGCCGGAUCUUCACCAGCAACUUCUCAAUUUCUACUUGGAUCGUUUGAAGAAAUACCGAAACAAGGAAUGGGAAUUCGCCAGCGAGGACGAGCAUGUCGCGUGGCGGACCAAAUUCCUCACCAUGCUGAGGUCGAGCACACAGUAUUCUCCGGCAAAGAUUUUGGACCGUCUGGACCGCGAUGAUCCCGAGUUCUUCGAAGCGCGAGCAAUCGUGUUCAGUAAAAUGGGACAACAUAAGCAGGCGCUGGAAAUCUACGUGUUCAAGCUGGAGGACUAUGCUAAAGCUGAAGAAUACUGCAAUCAUCUCCAUAAGCAGGACGAUAUCGCUUCUAAUGAAGAAGGCGGGCCUUGUGUGGCUUUGCUGGCUUACGAAGAAGACAAGCCAUCGAUUUAUUUGACUCUAUUAUCGCUCUACCUGACUCCACCACACGGAUACAAGCCACGCUAUGGGCCAGCGCUCGAGGUGCUGGCCAAACACGGAUCUCGCCUGCCCCCUGGUGCCGCGCUGGAUCUGAUCCCAGAGUCCCUUCCUGUAAAGGAGCUGGACUUCUACUUUAAGGGUCGCAUGCGGGCCGCCAACUCGAUGCUCAACGAAAGUCGGAUCGUGGCCAGCCUGCAGAAAGCCGAGAACAUCAAAACCCAAGCCCAAUUACUGGUGGGUGAAGGGACGGAUCCCAAGUCAUCGAGAUCCAGACAUGUCACCAUCACCGAAGAGAGGGUCUGCGGGAUCUGUCACAAGCGGAUCGGCGGCACUCUUUUUCUGUGCGUUCCAUCUCUUCGUUGUUUGGCUUUGACUUGUUUCUUCUUUUCUUGUUUUGUCUUCGAGUUUCCUAUUCGAUCUCAUGUUGCACAGAUUUGUCAUUUGGAGUGGGCGGACGCUUCCUGCACGAUGAUACCCGGGGAUAGCGAUCUCUUUCAUGUUUACUCAUCUUCAUAUCAUAGCCAGAAUAUAUCAAUGCAUGCCCCCAUUGCCCCCCCACCCCCUAUUUUCGCGUACAUCAUCUUCGUCCACAACCUCCUCGCCGUAGUUCGCUUCCUCCUUGGCUUCCUUUUCAGACAGUUGGCGACCCUGCGCGUCGGCGGCCUGCUUGUCCUCUUCCAUCUUCUCAGUCAGGAAGACGUUGAUCUCGUUCUGAAGGACGGGGACCAGCGAUUCCCCCUCAUUCCCUCAACGAUGUUGCGCUCGCCGGUUUCGCCAGAACGCGGUGCCUCGCGGUCUCCAAUCCCUCCGCCAACUUCACAGAGUCCUCCCCCUCCAAUUCCCCCUCUUCCUCGCCGUUCCUUUGACGAAUCCUAUACCUUCUACCACCGUCCUGGCUCCUCUGGAAGUGAUGCCUCGUCGAUUACCUCCAAUGUGACCACCAUCUCGCCUCAGCGAUCAACUACUACCACUGCUGCCGUGCCUGUGCCGCCUGCACCUGCGCCUGGAAGCACUGCCUCGCCGCGGCCACCGCGUAUCUCCUCCCUCAACACCGCCAAUCUGACCUCCGCGUCUACCACUACAUUCAAUACCACCACCACGACCUCGUCUGGGCGAUCCCCCGUCUCCUUCAUGCCGCAUAAUGAGAUCUUGAGCCGAAAGCCUUCGGGACGGGUCGUCCCGGCUGAGCUGCAGCGACGCUCUCGUCACCACUCCCAGGGUUUCUUUGAACCGUCGCUUCCUACCGCUUCUUCGACCGAGGCCUCUUUGUCAGCUUCUCGUAUUGCUGCGCAGACGGCCAUGCUUCAACAGCAGCAGCAGCAGCAGCAACAACAGCAACAGCAACAGCAACAGCAACAACAACAACAACACCACCACCAGCACCAGCAACACCCACAUCAACAACACCAGCAAACAAGCAACUCUCAACUCUCCGUGAAAAGACCCGCGACUUUGCGAGGGGUCUCUGACGACGGUUCUCAUUCCCGACGCGGCGGAAGCAUCUCGCCCCCUCCCCCGCCUCCCCCACCCCCAACCUUCGCACCCCCCGGUUCUAGUUCAGCCAGCGCGACUGGCGCCUCAGCCGGGCAGCAAUCCUACGCAAAUGGCAGCAGCACCGCCGCCGGACAUGCCCAUGCUGCCACGACAGCUGCCAACGUGGUAUUCCCCCGAAACCCAGGGCUUCAGCCUCCCGGGCUCGAGAUCCCCCAGGAGCGCGAACACAAACACAAGGGCGAGAAGUCCAAGAUGAAACUUUUCUCGAAACCCAAGCACAUCGGCAUCAGUCGAGACAAGGAUGGAGCGGGAAAGGAGAAGGGAUUGCCUUCGCCGAGCAAGAUGGGGUUUCCCAGUGGGGGGCUAUCCCGGAUCGUCAGCGCUUCGACCACCAGCUUGGCGGAUACCUUCCCCUCAAACAACUCCUCCAUGUAUAACUUGUCGAAUGCGUCUGCGACCACCGUGGUGCCGGCCGAUAAGCCGACGGGGAGUGAGAAAGAAAAGGAGAAGGAGAAACACAAACACCAUUUCCUGUCGCGCCAGAAGCUGAAGCUGAAGGAUCGCGACGAUCACUAUAAUCUGCCUCUGUCGUCCGCGUCUAGCAACUCCAAGCCGUCGGAUCCGAAUGCGCCGCAGUCCUUGUACUCGUUUACCCCUGCAUCGCCGGGGGCGACCAGCACAACGUUCGGCAAGUCGGUUAGUGGUCUGGAUUUGUUGCAUGGUCUUCGCGAGAAGAAGAAAGAAGAAAAAGCGCAAGCACAGGCGCAGGCGCAAGCGCAGGCACAGGCCGAGUCAGAGCAGAUGGAAUGGGCCGCUAGUUCGGCGGGACCGGGAGGGUCGCCGGCCGUUUUCCCCGGGCCCUCGUCUCUGGGCAGCUCUUCCGGCUUUGUGGCCGAGGCUGCGCUGCGGGAGACUCUGCAAGGGUUUGGUCUGAACAAUAUGACGCCGGAAGAUGCCUGGGACUUCUUGAAAGCGAAGAUGAUGGUGAUCUUCGACGGGGAGGACGUGCGCAUCGCGAUUGAGGAUCUCAACAAGUUGGUGCUGGUCCACAUUCAGCGUUGUAUUCAAAAGCGCACUCCCGCGGCGGUGGUUGAUGAUCUAAGAGAGCUGCUAGAGACCGGGUUCGCCUCGCUGAACCAUACCUUGAAUGGGGUUCCGGAUGAGAAGCUGGUUCCUCACCUCGUACAGGUGUGGAUGCUCAUCAAGGGCUGCGGGUCUGUUUUGAAUCGACGAGAGCCCCCUGAGUUCUGGGGUGCUGCCCGGAAUGCUGAGCACCCCGGCUGCGAGCUGGACGUGCGAAAUCUGGUUUUGGUGGCCUUCCGCGACAGAAUCGUCCUGGGUCGCUAUGAAAGUCUCAAGUCAACAUUCUCACGCCUGAGUCUCGACAGUAUAAAGCUAGGCACGGCGGCACUCAGCGUCACCACCAAGAGUAGUUCCACCAGUGGCGGCCGGCCCCCGACCGCAGCCUCGCUUGACGGGGUCGGCAGCUACAGCUCGCAAUCCUCAACACUUCUGAACGCGCAAUCUGGAAGUUAUUCUUCGGACUCGUUGAGCGGCCACCACAACAGCAGCAGCAACAACAGUCGCAGCCGCGCUGCCUCCAACACCUCCAACCCCGACCAGCUGAUUUUUCAGUCCCUCUCCUCGCCUCCCCAGCGCCCCAGCAUUAUCCACCGCCCCAACACAGCCGACACCUCGCACAUUAUCACCGAGACGGUUGGCCGCAUGUUACAGUGUGUCAGCGUCCUGGCCAGCGUGCAGACGGGCGACAAGGCCCAGGAGCAGGUCGAGGCGCUCGGCAAGGAUCUGAAGCACAACUGGCUGGGACGGGGCCGCACCGGCCGCGACCGACGCGGCUUUGUGGGCACCAAGAUUCGGCCGGCGAUCGUGGCGCGGGCCGACAGUGAUGAAUAUAUGAAAGACCUGGCCGGUCAUAGCCUUGGUCAUGGUCAUGGUCAUGGUCAUGGAGAUCUCGAUGGGCGGCUGCAUGAUGGGCGUCUGGAGAUGAUGAGUUUCUGA